This is a messenger RNA of Gopherus evgoodei (Goodes thornscrub tortoise), 1227 nucleotides long. RefSeq names its product electron transfer flavoprotein regulatory factor 1 (gene ETFRF1). The record is from RefSeq and is a predicted model, not a curated record. Gene Ontology annotation, cellular component: mitochondrion. Lineage: Eukaryota; Metazoa; Chordata; Testudines; Testudinidae. Gene Ontology annotation, biological process: respiratory electron transport chain. The coding region runs from base 220 to 477 and encodes 85 amino acids. The transcript is spliced from 4 exons.
GUGGAACUCUCGCGCAGCCGCUCCGGACUCCCUAACAACCCUCUCCCGCUCCCUAGCCUCGCGCAGCCGCAGUAGACAUCGCACACGCAGCCGCCCCGGGGGUGGGGACUCGCUCGUGACUUUCUCACCCUGCGGGAGGGGCUGCUAAGCCGGGGCGGGAUCGGCGGCGCUUUACGGAGAUGUCGUAAAGCGUGCGCGGCUGGCUUUGGGUCAGGGCCGAUGAUUGCUUGUGAAAGGUGCCUGACAACUGAGGAGUCUGAAGUCCUUGCUCCACAGAAAAGGUGUUUCGGUUCUAAAAAUAUAGCAACAAACACAUACGUUGUCACUCAGCAAUCUUCACUGGUUUUGGAAACCUUUUCAUUUUUGGAAGUUGCCAGUCUGCAGACAGAAAGCAAGAGCCUGCCUAUCAGAGGAAGGGACGAGCACCAUGUCUAUACUGUAACAGACAGAUCCCGUGGCUCCAUGGUCUUUAAUUGAUGCUUUAUACUAGAAUUAUCCCUGUCUUGUUUUAAAGGUUAGUUUUAAGACUUAUUUCUAUACUCAAUUUUGCUAAAGAAAACAUGUCAUUUAUGCAUUUUUUUAAAAAACAUCUUUAGAGAGUGGUAAGUUUGGCUUGAUAACUGUUAUUAUAACUAACAAGAACAAGUUAGAGGCAGACUUAAAAUCAAGAAGUAGGAUCUGGGUGAUGCAAAGCUAUUAUGCUGCUUUGUGCUUAAAGCCCUUCAACCUUUUUGUAGGAAGACAGAAAUUUGUCAAAACAGGAUAUGGACCAAUUUGUCGGGGGGAUGAGGGAGUUAUCAACAUUAUUUAAUGCUCAGAUAAAGUUGCAUAUCAUAUUAGGAUUGUGAAUGUUUUAAUGCGCAAUGUAAGUACAGCAGCUUUGGAACUAAGAAGAGAGCAUGUUUUUAUUUAAGGUUCCUCAGUGACCUAUUCCAGUCUUUUGGAAUUAUUUAGGCAAGCAGAUCUACACCUCUAAUUUGGGCCCUUUGCAUUCUUUGGUCAAGUGGAUAGCUACUGUCUACUCUUUAAAGCAGCAAGAUUUGCCCUCAUGUAGAUCUCUACAUGAGAGUUUUAUAUCAGGGAAGGUUAUGCUACAUAUUUCAAGAACAGAUACAAAGAAACAUCUACUCAUAUGGGCAAUAUUUAACUCAAUGCUGUAUUGUUAAAUUUUUUAAGUGACCACAGGUGGCUGGUGGUGGCUUUUGUUUGUUUGUUUUUUUGGGGGGG